Umbelopsis ramanniana AG is the source of this 441-nucleotide messenger RNA. RefSeq lists its product as uncharacterized. The record is from RefSeq and is a predicted model, not a curated record. The transcript is spliced from 3 exons. NCBI's taxonomy places the organism in Eukaryota, Fungi, Mucoromycota, Umbelopsidomycetes, Umbelopsidales, Umbelopsidaceae. The coding region runs from base 93 to 254 and encodes 53 amino acids.
CACAAGUUGGCACAAAGAUGAAUAAAACGUUUUGUUUGCUCUCGAUAUAGUUUGCGUCUCAUCGCCUUAACCCAUACCACUCCUUUCGAACCAUGCGUCUAUCGUACGUUGCUGCGCUUGCUAUAGCAACCUUCAUAAGCGCCGCCACCGCUUCACCAUUUUCUCCAGUCCUUGAAAAACGUGCAGCGUCUUGCAAGAACGACAAUGAUUGUCCUGGUAAGGAUGGAUGCUGCUGCUUGAUUCACCUCCUGUAGCAAUACUGAUGUCUUAUUCGCAGGCGUUACAUGUUGUAAUUUGAGCACUUUGAAAUGUGUUAGCGACCCACAUGGAACCAUUUGUGACAUUCCUCCCAAGAAGACUACCACUACCAAGAAAACUUCCACCACCAAGAAGACAUCCACCACCACUAAGAAGUCAUCUACCACCACUAAGAAGUCUUCC